AUGCGCAUCUUUCCCACUAAGUCAAAGAAAGCAUCACCACGCUCGGUCGGCACGCCUAUACGAUAUCAUGGAGGUCCUGUCAUGACAAAUCCAAUUAUCUAUGUUAUUUGGUAUGGAAACUGGACUGGAAAUAAUGCAACAACUAUUAUAGAAAAGUUCUUGCGAGAUCUUGGCUCAACAGCAUGGUGGAACAUCACUCGGGAAUACAAUUAUACGGCACCAAUCGUUUUCGGCUCAUCAAUAACUGAUUAUUAUUCAAAAGGAACAUACCUUAGUCGUUGGGGCAUAGAAACUCUCAUUUAUAGGGUAACUGAUGACGGAUCCCUUCCUCGCGAUACGAAUGGGAUUUAUCUCGUACUUGCGUCUGCUGAUGUUAGUGCAUGGUCCUUCUGUACAUGGUAUUGUGGUUGGCAUACAUACAGUGUGUGGUACGAUCUUAAGUACUCAUUCGUAGGAAACCCAGAACAGUGUCCAAGUUUGUGUUCCUUUCAGAUGGUUACACCCAAUGACAAUUUUGCAGCAGAUUCAAUGAUUACUGUGAUUGCCCACGAACUUGCUGAAGCAGUUACCGAUCCAAGACUCGAUGCUUGGUAUGACUCAAAUUGUGAUGAAAACGCUGAUAAAUGUGCUUGGAUGUUUCAGCCUAUGGACGUACUACCAAAUGGUGCAUAUUACAACAUGGUUAUAAAUGAUACCAAGUACUUGGUUCAAGAAAAUUGGCGACUGUCGACUCAGGAUUGCGGCAUGUCCUUAAACACAAUCGAUUGAUAAUGAAUGACUCACUUUAAAUUCAAUAGACACAAAACAGUCCUUUUACUCUCUUCUCCUAUAUUUAAAGAAUGUUCUGUGAACGUGAAGUUUGUGAUGAUUCACAGUUUUGACAUAUUCACUCAUCUUCAUUAAACAUUUUUCUGUCUAAUUAUGUUCUUUUUUCUAUUGAUUUUGAUCAACCUUCAGCUAAUAUCAUAUAUAAUAAUAACAUUUUAAUAAAAUUCAUUUUCAUGUUAAAUUUGACUCUCAUACAAGGUCAUAUCAUCAUAGCUAUACAUUUUACUUGUCCGAACAAGUUUCGUUACGCAGUUAUUUCAUUUUUAAAUGCAAAUAAUUAAUAUUUCUUUUUAAGUGAAGGGUGCAGGUGUGGGUGUGGGUAUAGGUGUGUGGUGGUGACUAUCGGUGUGGAUGCGGAUGUAGGUGUGGGGGUGUGGAUGUGGGUGCGGCGGUGUGAGUCUUUGUGUGGCGACCAAAAACAGGGUCAAGACUCAGACCCACACCCGUACACUAACAGCCAUACCCACACACUGCACACUAACACCCACACCCACACCCACACCCACACCCACACCCCCCCCCCACCCCCCCACCCACCCCCACACCCCCACCCACCCCCCACCACCCCCCCCCCCCCCCCACCCCACCCACCCCCCCCCCCGCCCACCCCCCACCACCAGGCCACGCCCCCGCACGCC
Messenger RNA from Rotaria sp. Silwood2, 1466 nucleotides. Lineage: Eukaryota; Metazoa; Rotifera; Eurotatoria; Philodinida; Philodinidae. The record is from the annotation of a GenBank genome assembly.